This is a messenger RNA of Prorocentrum cordatum, 1193 nucleotides long. The record is from the annotation of a GenBank genome assembly. Lineage: Eukaryota; Dinophyceae; Prorocentrales; Prorocentraceae.
AUGCCCGCGGACCUCGCGGUCGCGGACCCGGGAGGAGCAGGAAUCGCCGACGCCGCCGUGCGGCAGACGCGGACCACUGCGGCGAGCGGCACCUUCGACAGUGAGGACGAGCGGGAGGCCGGCCGCGUCUCGUGCAGGCGCGGCGCCAGCGACGCCGCUGAGCUCCCUGGGCGAGAGUCUGGAGGCCAGCGAGCGUGGGAGCACUCCGCUGGUGGCGGCUGCAUCGGCACUCGGGAUGCCUUGGAGGGCUCGACGCGCCCGACCCCCGAGGCGCCGCUGCUUUCAGGGGGAGCAGCCGAGCAAGGGCUCGGGGUCCUCGUGGCGAUCACGCAGCAGGAGCAGCAAUUGCCGAGCAAGAUGGGCGAGCACGACUUGCCGCUGGCGGCAGACAGAGGGUGGUUAAGUUGGCGCAGCCCUGCACUCGAGACGUUAAGGCUGCGGCUGGCCGACGGCAGCGUCCUGGCCUUCACCUGCAGCAGGUGCGUCGCGAAGUUUCGAGAGGCGGCGAUGAUCCUGAGGCUCGAAGGGCUGGCGUCCUGCCAGACGCGCCACUCGGGGAGCGGCAUCGACCGGGCCUCCGGAGCCUGGGCCCACGCGGGAACCCAACCCCGCACCGCGACCAACCAGGGCUGCCUCGAGGCGCCAACCCUCGUCGCCAGCCACGUUGACGCCCACGCUCAGGUCCAGAGCCUCGGCAGAGGCAGCGCCGCGUCCAUCGUCAGCAGCACGACGCUGCGGCACAGGGCGGCGAGGGCCGCCGGGGCGGCCGCGGCCGCGGCGGCCGCCGCGGCUUCGGUGCCCCUGAAGCCGGGCGAGCGGGUGGAGGUUUUCGGCCUACAGUCGGAGGCGGGUAGGGGGCUGAACGGCAAGUCGGGGGUGAUCACGAAGUGGGACGAGGCCAAAGGGCGCUUCCAGGUGGAGCUCGGCCAGGCCAAUCUGCAGAGCCUCAAGCCCGACAACCUGCGGAGAUGCUCCACGUCCAGCUCAGCUGGAGGCGCAGGCGGAGCCGGCGGCCCGGAGACCGGCUACCAGGGGCCUUCCGCGGGGUAGGCGGCCGGCUGGCGCCGCUGGUGCCAGGGGGCGCGGGCUGCCAUCCGCCUUGCUGAGGGGUCGGCGGACACCCUCCUGUAGUGAUGGCGUGGCGGCGCUGUGAGGCGGUCCUUCCGACGCCUGGCAGCCGUCGCUGCAGCUCC